CUGAGCUUCCCUUCUUUUCUCCUUUCGUCAACCUUUUCUCUGUAUUGCUGAUUAUUCAUCUACUUUUCUAAAUCGCUUUACCAAUUUUCUCUGCCAUUUCAGGUUGAUUAAGUAUCUGGGUAUUACUGAAAAUUUGAAAUUGUUGGAGGGUUUUUGAGGAAAUGGAACCAUCUUCGUCUUCGCCGGAGUUUGAUUACUUGUUCAAGCUGUUGUUAAUUGGAGAUUCAGGAGUAGGGAAGAGUAGUUUGUUGCUCAGUUUCACUUCUGAUUCCUUUGAGGAUCUUUCUCCAACUAUUGGUGUGGACUUCAAGGUAAAACAUGUCACCCUCGGGGGGAAGAAAUUGAAGCUUGCUAUAUGGGAUACAGCUGGACAGGAAAGAUUUCGGACUUUAACGAGUUCAUACUACCGAGGAGCUCAAGGAGUAGUCAUGGUUUAUGAUGUAACAAGGCGAGACACAUUUACUAAUCUCUCUGAUAUAUGGGCCAAAGAAAUUGACCUGUAUUCAACAAAUCAGGAUUGCAUCAAGAUGCUUGUUGGCAACAAAGUUGAUAAGGAGAGUGAAAGGGUUGUCAGCAAAAAGGAGGGAAUUGAUUUUGCCAGGGAGUAUGGAUGUCUUUUCAUUGAAUGCAGUGCAAAGACAAGGGCUAAUGUGGAACAGUGCUUUGAGGAGCUUGUGCUGAAGAUUUUGGACACUCCAAGUCUCUUGGCUGAAGGUUCAGCUGGUGUCAGGAAAAAUAUAUUUAGACAGAAACCUCCAGAAUCUGAUGCAUCAACAAGUGGCUGUUGUUGAGAUGGAUGUUUCCUUGUUUUCUUCAUGCUUUCCCUUUCUUUUGUAAAAGAAAAUGAUGUAAUUACUUGGAGAUGACAAACUCUGUUUCUAUCCUUCACGUUUGUAGUUCGUAUGACUGAAUGUUCUUCUGUUGUCCUCUUGCCCUUAAUUUGAUAUUUGAAGAAGAUGAAGAGUUCUUUUCUUUUUGUAA
Solanum dulcamara is the source of this 981-nucleotide messenger RNA. RefSeq names its product ras-related protein RABC1. NCBI's taxonomy places the organism in Eukaryota, Viridiplantae, Streptophyta, Magnoliopsida, Solanales, Solanaceae. The record is from RefSeq and is a predicted model, not a curated record. The transcript has 7 exons. The coding region runs from base 162 to 791 and encodes 209 amino acids. Gene Ontology annotation, molecular function: GTP binding; GTPase activity.